AUGUCAAUUAGCAUAAAUCUUGCUGUAGACUUUCACAGUAUAUAUAUCCAUUUUCACACGGAAGAGAGUCCUCUGGCCAUGGCUUCCAAUACUUCAGGCAACCACUCCAAUAGCAACCAACCCAGCUUUGAUGUUUCAUCACCUUAUCUCCUCCAUGCCUCCGACAAUCCAAGUGCAACACUAGUGACUUGUUUGCUCAGGGAAGAAAAUUACCCCACAUGGCGUGGAGCAAUGACUAACGCUUUACAAGCCAAAAGUAAGUUUGGCUUUGUGGAUGGAUCAAUCAAGCGCCCAACAUCUGGCUCACUGGAGGAAUCUGCGUGGAUCAAGUGCAACUCCAUGUGUGGCGUAUUUUGUGACAGCGCAAGAAAUGACCUUGAAGAACGCUUUUCACAAGGAAAUGCUCCUCGUAUUCAUCAGUUAAAAAUCGAAAUGAUGAAUACCUUGCAACAAGGGAUGACUGUAUCAGUGUAUUACACAAAGUUGAAGGGGAUUUGGGAUGAACUCAACACAUACUCUCAGAUUCCACCGUGUACCUGUGACUCACUACCUUCAUUAUCCCGUACCUAUGCACUUGUGGCACAAGAGGAGUGCCAACAGUUAGUGACUGCGUCCAGAUUACCUCCUGUAGAAACAGCAUUCCAGACGGGCAACACAUUCAGGUCUCAUGGCAGCUAUAAAUCAACAGGGAACCAUGACCCCUCCAAGCGGUUUUGUGAGUACUGCAAGAAGGCUAGACACACACAAGAUACUUGCUUCGAGUUGCAUGGCUAUCCGAAAUGGUGGGAUAAAGAAAAGAAGGCAUUCAGAACUAAAACGGCCAAUAGCUCACAACGUGUGGAGGCUAAUGAGGGUAACAAUGCUAUACCAAUUAAUGGGUUGACAAAUGAUCAGUAUGCUCAACUUAUAUCUAUGCUUAACCUUGAUAAGGAACAUAAUUGCACGACCAAUUUUGCCGGUAAGGCAACUUCUCUGUCCAAUGGUACAACUGAAUGGGUUUUGGAUUCGGAUGGAUCAUUUAUGCCAGCAAAAUCUUAUGGAGAUGUUCCUCUUAACCCCCCUGACCUAGCCUCGAGGAAGCUGAUUGGAAUGGGUGAAUUGCGAGAUGGACUCUAUUAUUUUCAGGCGGUCAAAGCCUCAACUGCUGUGUCCAACACCACUAGCGACUCUCGGAUUCUCCUCUGGCAUCAACGCCUUGGGCAUUUAUCCUUUGACAGGCUAUCUCUCCUUAGCGAUUUAGGUUUAUCUUCUAUUACUUCAUUCAAUAAUUGUUGUGAUCCUUGUCAUCGAGCAAAGCAAACUCGUAAACCUUUUUCUACUAGUUCUAUUAAAACGAUUGAAUCUUUUGAAUUAAUUCACUGUGAUGUUUGGAGACCAUCUCAUACCACGUCUCUAUCUGGUGCCAAUUAUUUUUUGAGCAUUGUAGAUGAUUACACUAGAUCCACUUGGAUUUAUUUGAUCAAAACCAAGGCUGAAGUCUAUACUAGGUUGACUUCCUUCAUAGCCAUGAUAGAUAAACAAUUCGGGAAGGCCAUUAAACAAAUUCAUAGCGACAACAGAACUGAAUUCACAAACCAUAAUUUUCAACUUUUCUGCCAACAAAAUGGUAUUUUAACUCAAUUUUCUUGUGUUGCCACGCCUCAACAAAAUGGGGUGGUUGAGCGUAAACAUAGACAUAUACUUGAAGCUGCCAGGGCCUUACGAUUUCAAGCUAAUUUACUGAUUAAAUUUUGCGGGGAAUGCAUCUUAACGGCAGUUUACUUAAUCAAUUAUACUCCCACACCACUUUUAUCUGGAAAAAAUAAGUUUCAGGAACGUGCGUCUGCUUGCAUUUUUAUUGGUUACCCUCAUGGUCAAAAAGGGUACAAAGUGUAUGAUUUAACCUCACAUAGAGUCUUCACCUCUUGGGACUUGACGUUUUAUGAGCACAUUUUCCCUUUCCAAGAAAAGUCCUCAUCUCCUCCUCCCGAUCGUAUACCACCAAUGACCACACCCAUACCUUUGCCUGCCCUUGAUCAUGAAACCACGUCACUCACUCCCCUCACCACAACGGAAUCCAUGCACCAUCUCUCCGAUAUCAUAACCUCUGACCAUUCCAUUGACACUGAUUCGGCUCCGCUGAUCAGCAACUUACUAGAUACUUUCCCUACUGAUCAGCCUCACACCAUACCAACUCAACGUCCUUCCCGUGCAAGGAAGUUGCCAUCCUACUUUCGAGACUUUCAUGUUGACUUGCCGGAGAAUAAUAGGGCCUCUCCAGCCUCUUCCAAUAAUGCUUCCUCAGGUACGUCCUACCCUUUGAGUAACUUUCAUUCUUAUUCAAACUUUUCUCCACCGUAUACCAGUUUUCUUGUGGCCAUCACUCAACAUGAUGAGCCGCGGUCCUAUAAACAGGCCAUUCAGGACGUUCAUUGGUAG
Messenger RNA from Olea europaea var. sylvestris, 2418 nucleotides. RefSeq lists its product as uncharacterized. The record is from RefSeq and is a predicted model, not a curated record. The transcript has 7 exons. Gene Ontology annotation, molecular function: nucleic acid binding. Gene Ontology annotation, biological process: DNA integration. The coding region runs from base 1 to 2418 and encodes 805 amino acids. Lineage: Eukaryota; Viridiplantae; Streptophyta; Magnoliopsida; Lamiales; Oleaceae.